This is a messenger RNA of Rattus norvegicus (Norway rat), 738 nucleotides long. It is a transcript of the gene Noto, whose product is annotated as notochord homeobox. The transcript has 3 exons. Gene Ontology annotation, cellular component: nucleus. Gene Ontology annotation, biological process: anatomical structure morphogenesis. The coding region runs from base 1 to 738 and encodes 245 amino acids. Lineage: Eukaryota; Metazoa; Chordata; Mammalia; Rodentia; Muridae. Gene Ontology annotation, molecular function: DNA binding; sequence-specific double-stranded DNA binding. The record is from RefSeq and is marked inferred.
AUGUCCAGCCCAGUGCCCCAGCCUGCUUCCUCAGGCACUCAGGUCCAGCCCGGGGACUUGGGACCCUGUCCGGUGGCUGUUUCCCCAGUAGUCCCGAACCACCUAGCUCGGGGACGCCUGGAGUCCUCCUUCUCUGUUGAGGCCAUCCUGGCGAGACCCGAGACUCGUGAGCACUCUGCCACGUCUCUGCCGCUCUCUACCUGCACCAGUCUGAACUUUGGCUCUGUGUCACAGUACCAGGUCCUGCCCUGGGUGUGCUCCACGGGGACUUGGCUGCCCACCUACCUGAGCGUAGGCAUCUACCCGAUGUGCUCCAUGUCCUGCAUGCCCGGAUUGAAUGUGACUCACCUCUUCUGCCAACAGGGCCUCAGACUCACAGGGUCAGAGCUACCUUCCUGUCUAGGCCCUCUGAAACGGGCACCCACUGUGAACCUUCAGGACCACAAUACCGAGAGACACCAAAAGAGGGUUCGCACAAUGUUUAGCGAGCAGCAGCUGGGAGAGUUGGAGAAGGUAUUUGCAAAGCAGCACAACCUGGUGGGGAAGGAGAGAGCCCAGUUGGCUGCCAGGCUGCACUUGACAGAGAACCAGGUAAGGAUCUGGUUCCAGAAUCGCAGGGUAAAGUAUCAAAAGCAGCAAAAACUGAAGUCACCUCCCCCUGAUGCCAUGGAGGAGCCCUCCAACAGCUCAGAGGGCAACGUCCGGAAUGAAGACGCUGAGGCAGGAGUUGGCAGUUAA